Molecule: messenger RNA, 2208 nt
Organism: Gamsiella multidivaricata
Lineage: Eukaryota; Fungi; Mortierellomycota; Mortierellomycetes; Mortierellales; Mortierellaceae
Product: NUC091 domain-containing protein
Exons: 3
Coding region: 1-2208 (735 amino acids)
Cellular component (GO): nucleolus
Molecular function (GO): GTP binding
Source: RefSeq, a predicted model, not a curated record
AUGGGCCAGUUAAAGAAGGAGCACAACAGAGUUAAGGCCUUGGGAGGCUCAAACGGCCUCGGAAACGUUAAGGUCAAGGGCGAGAACUUUUACAGAGAUGCCAAGGCUGCCAAGCAGGUCCAGCUCCUCAAGGGCGGUAGGGCGAUUCGCAAUGCUCAGGGCAAGGUCAUCAAAGCUGCUUCUUUCCAGAGCAAGGCUGUCGAGCCUGGCCGUGUGGCUCCCAAUCGCAAGUGGUUCGGUAAUACCCGUGUUAUCGGUCAAAAAGCCCUCGAGAGCUUCAGAGAGAACCUGGCUGCCAAGGUCAACGAUCCCUUCCAGGUCCUUUUGAAGCAGCACAAGCUUCCCAUGUCCCUUCUUCAGGAUCCCGUUCAUGUCGGUAAAAUGCAUGUGUUGGAGACAGAGCCAUUUAGCGAUACCUUCGGAAACAAGGCUCAGCGUAAACGCCCAAAGUUGGCCAUGGGAAACUUGGAGGAUUUGGCAGCGAAGGUCGAGUCGACAUUGGAGAACUAUGACGAGAAGGCUGACAAGAACUUGCAGUCGAAUGUGAUCACGGACUGGAUUGAAGAGGCCAGAGACAGCGUCUUCCAGAAGGGACAGUCGAAACGUAUCUGGGGAGAACUUUACAAGGUUAUUGAUUCCUCGGACGUUGUUAUUCACGUCCUGGAUGCCCGUGACCCUAUGGGCACCCGCUGCUCCAACGUUGAGUACCACAUCAAGAAGGAGGCUCGCCACAAGCAGUUGAUCUUCGUCCUCAACAAGUGCGAUCUCGUCCCCACCUGGGUCACUGCCAAGUGGGUCAAGGUCUUGUCCAAAGAAUACCCUACGCUCGCCUUCCACGCCUCUAUUAACAACUCAUUCGGUAAAGGAUCGUUGAUCCAGCUCCUCCGUCAGUUCUCUACCCUCCACUCGGACAAGAAGCAGAUUUCGGUUGGUUUCAUUGGUUAUCCCAACACUGGAAAGUCCAGCAUUAUCAACACUCUUCGUGGCAAGAAGGUCUGCAACGUCGCCCCCAUUCCUGGUGAGACAAAGGUCUGGCAGUACAUCACUCUGAUGAAGCGCAUCUACUUGAUCGAUUGCCCUGGAGUCGUCCAUCCCUCGACCACGGAUACCGAGACCGAUAUCGUUCUCAAGGGAGUCGUCCGUGUAGAGAACAUCAAGCAACCGGAUGAUUACAUUCCAGAGCUUUUGAGCCGUGUCCGUCCAGAGUACAUCCAGCGCACAUACGAGUUGGACCACUGGGAGGACUCUGUCGACUUUUUGACUCAGCUCGCCAAGCGCACCGGAAAGUUGAUCAAAGGAGGCGAGGCGGAUCUGGGCAGUGUCGCCAAGAUGGUUUUGAACGACUGGUUGCGCGGCAAGAUUCCUUAUUACACCGCUCCUCCUGAGGGUGACAAGCCCGGUGAAGAGGCUGUGGAAGAGGCCCCGAUUUAUAACAGCAUUGACCCAUCACUGCCUCAGGUCGAGCAGAUCUUCUCAAAGAUUCCCGUCAUGCAAAAAUUCAUGGCUGACGAUCUGGCUAAGAACGCGUCGUUGCUCGAGGAGGAGAAAAACAAGCGGGAGAGUAAUGCUCCUGAGGGUAUUUUGCCUGAUGAGGUCGAUGAGGAUGAUGUCAACAAGACUGAUGAUGAGGACGAGGACAAGGAGGGAAGUUUCAGCACAUCCACCAAGACCCGCAAGAGCAAGGCUCAGCUUCGACAGGAGAAGAAGGCCAAGAAGGAGACCAAGGCUGCAGUGGCCAAGGCUAGCAGCGCGAUUUCGGGCGAGAAGUUGGACUGGGAUGAUGUCUUUGCCAACGUUGUAGGAGAGACUGUGAACUCAAUCCCUGGACAGGAAGACAAUGACAGCGAGGAGGAUGUCGACAGUGAGCUCGAGCUUUCAGAUGAGGAGACCGAGCGUAAGCAGAGGAUCAAGAAGCGUGCCGCCUUGAAGCGCGUUGCAGCUGGACCUGCUGGAUUCGAGGUCAAGGACAUCAAGAAGACUGCAAAGGCUGGCAAGAGAAAGCAUGUUGAAGAGGAGGAGCAGAAGGAGGAGGAGAAAGAGACAAAGCCCGUGAAGGAGGCCCGUAUGACGACGAACAAGGGCAAGGUCGGUACUCAUUAUUAUGAGACUGCGAACGUCAAGAACAAGAACCGCAACAAGGUUAAGCCCGAGGAUCCCCAUAAGCUGGCAACAAAACUGCGCGACCAGGGCAAGAAGCGUCGCCAGUAG